Molecule: messenger RNA, 334 nt
Organism: Ictalurus punctatus (channel catfish)
Lineage: Eukaryota; Metazoa; Chordata; Actinopteri; Siluriformes; Ictaluridae
Gene: rpl39
Product: ribosomal protein L39
Exons: 3
Coding region: 26-181 (51 amino acids)
Biological process (GO): translation
Cellular component (GO): cytosolic large ribosomal subunit; ribosome
Molecular function (GO): structural constituent of ribosome
Source: RefSeq, marked provisional
GUGGUGCAAGGAUUGUGUGUCUAGAAUGGCGUCACACAAGACUUUCAGGAUUAAACGCUUCUUGGCCAAGAAGCAGAAGCAGAACAGGCCGAUCCCUCAGUGGAUCCGCAUGAAAACUGGCAACAAGAUCAGGUACAACUCCAAGCGCAGACACUGGAGGAGGACAAAGCUCGGCUUGUAAGCUCAGUACUCGUCCCUUCAGCUUUGAUUACAUCUGCACUCUGCAAGCUUCACCACCUCUGCCCUGAUAGUUGGAGAUAUCAUCUGAUCAGAAAUCUCUUUUGUACAGAUACUCUGAAAAUGCCCUUGGUGAACAAUAAAUGAUCACACCAUG